Messenger RNA from Symbiodinium necroappetens, 666 nucleotides. The record is from the annotation of a GenBank genome assembly. NCBI's taxonomy places the organism in Eukaryota, Dinophyceae, Suessiales, Symbiodiniaceae.
AUGUGGCGCCAGCUGCGCCAGUGCAAGUCGGAGUCAGACCUCUUCGACCUCGUGGAGGAAUCGUACACACCAGGCAAAUUUAGUGAUGAGCAGGAGCUCCGCAGCUUGAGGGAAUCACCGCGGACUUCACAGGCCAGCGAUGUGGAGGCGGAGAGCGAAGUCUCGACCGCUCCAGAGUCGCCAAAGCAGCAGCCGGUCCGCCCUUGCAAGAAGGAGGAGCAGAAGACCAGUGCCAUAGAUCGCAGCACCGUCAUGAUGCGGAAUGUUCCGAACAAUUAUACGAGGGAGAUGUUGCUGAGUAUGCUGAAUAACUACGGUUUCUCAGGAAAGUAUGACUUUGUGUACUUGCCACAUGAUUUCGACCGCAGUGCCAACUUGGGGUAUGCCUUUGUGAACUUGGUCAGUGAUGAAGCAGUGCAUGCCUUCUGGCAGAAGUUCGACGGAUUCAAGCGGUGGACGCUUCCAAGUGCCAAGGUCUGCCGCGUGAGCUGGAGUGGGCCGCAUCAGGGAUUAGCUGCCCAUGUGGAGCGCUAUCGGAACAGUCCAGUGAUGCACAGGAGCGUGCCUGAUGAGUACAGGCCUGUCGUCUUCACAGAUGGAGUCCGCCAGCCCUUCCCAUGCCCCACUCGAAAGAUCAAGCCGCCACCGCCUCGCCCCGGCCAGUGA